GGUAAGCUCAGGGGUUCAUGCGGGUGCUGCUGUGGCUCCUCCUCAGGGUUAUCCACUUUAAUUGACUUAUCUCAGCAGGCGGAGGCUGAUUUCCACCGCCGCUCGCAGACAGAGCAUCACUGUUUGUCCUGGACUCCUCGGCUGCUCACACAGCACUUGCUUCUGUGGCCUGUAGGCGAGGACCGGGAUCAAGGAGGACGCUGCAGCCGUACCACAGGAAUAGUCCUCUAAUUUCCACUUUCAAAGGGUAGAGGAGGUGACUCCAUAGACUGAAGCUGUGUGUAAAACACCCCUGUAUCCGACACUCCACGCUUUUAUAUAGCUCUAAAGAACACACAACACUAACAAUGGGAAACACCAAGAGUGGUGCUGUGUCCAAGGAGAUCCUGGAGGAACUUAAACUAAACACCAAGUUCUCAGAGACUGAGAUUGUCCAGUGGUAUGAAAACUUCAAGAAGCAGUGUCCAACAGGGCGCAUCUCGAAAGAGGAGUUUCAGGCCAUCUACAGCAAGUUCUUCCCGGAGAGCGACGCCCAAACUUACUCCCAGCACGUCUUCCGCUCCUUCGACACGAACGACGACGGCACGCUGGACUUCAAGGAGUACAUUAUCGCUCUCCACAUGACUUCAACAGGAAAGACCAACAGGAAACUGGAAUGGGCCUUCUCACUGUUUGACGUGGACAAGAACGGGUACAUCACCAAGGCAGAGGUCAAGGAGAUCUGCACUGCGAUUUUCAAGCUGAUCCCCAAAGAUGAACUGUCCGAUCUGCCCGAGGAUGAAAACAAUGCUGAGAAGAGGGCCGACAAACUCUGGAAGUACUUCAACAAGGGCGAGAACGAUCGAGUGGCAGAAGGAGAGUUUAUCAAGGGGGUGUUGGAAAAUGAAUCCGCCCUUCGCUUGAUUCAGUAUCAGCCGUCAAAGUAACUCCCCCCCCCUCCAUGCGUCCCUGCUCCCCUCUCCAGCUUUGUCUUUUUACUUUACUCUCCACUCUCACUCUCACCGGGACACCUGACCGUAUCUUCACACACACAUGUGAAAAUACAGCCGGUGUGACGAUGCCGCCCUGUCGCUUCAAAGUAAAUCACAGGAUCUCCUUUUUGUGUUUUUAUGACAUUUUUAACCCGUGUGUGUGUGCGCUGUCUUCUUUAUCAUACAGUGCACGUCAUCAAUGUUAAAGGUGAAAACCACAAAGCAGGAGUGAUUGCCUGACAGUUCACAUUCAGCUUCACAGGAUGUCCUAGUUGACAGCUGUGCGUUUACCGUGAAGUAGACAGCGAUAUCUCCCACCACUGAACAAACUGUGAAUACGAUUUUCCACUAAAGUUAGCUUUUUCACUGAAGUUGCAGUCACCGAAGCACAACAACAUCUCUGAAACUGUCAGUAGCUAGUUUAAAUUUAUUGCAACAUUUUAACCGUAAAGGUGUGUUUUAGCAACCCGAGCUACAUUUUUAACGCUAACAUUGUCAUGUGCUUUAGUCGAAGUAUUACUACCGUGUAUUCUUUUCUCUACUGAAUGAUUUUUAAACCACCGUGCAGAAAUGUCAUGUGUAAUCACCCCCCCUGGCUGUAGUUAAGGUGUGUUACUGUGUUCAACCCUUCAAUAUGCACAAUCCUUUAUUUGAUGUUUCAGUCGAGUCAAUCCAAGAAGGACGGUUUAUUCUAACGUAUAUAUAUAUUAUUAAAUCCCCUUCACAGUAAAUGCAAUAAUGUUAAAUCAUAAACUGUCAUACAACCAAAAGUGUCUGCUGUCUUUUUUUUUUUGACUCUUCUAUGUUGUUUAUGAAAUCUGGGAUUGUGGGACUGAGUGAGACCGGGAUGUGUUAAAUCCUGUUAAUGUGUGCUGUGUUGUGUUCGAUGUCUUUUCAAGUAUUUGGAGAAGGUAGAACAGUUUUCAUUGAGAUAAACAAUAAAGUUAUUUAAUCAGUCA
Molecule: messenger RNA, 1930 nt
Organism: Notolabrus celidotus (New Zealand spotty)
Lineage: Eukaryota; Metazoa; Chordata; Actinopteri; Labriformes; Labridae
Product: visinin-like
Exons: 4
Coding region: 348-926 (192 amino acids)
Molecular function (GO): calcium ion binding
Source: RefSeq, a predicted model, not a curated record